Chenopodium quinoa (quinoa) is the source of this 4577-nucleotide messenger RNA. Its product is annotated as wall-associated receptor kinase-like 1. Gene Ontology annotation, cellular component: plasma membrane. Lineage: Eukaryota; Viridiplantae; Streptophyta; Magnoliopsida; Caryophyllales; Amaranthaceae. Gene Ontology annotation, molecular function: protein serine/threonine kinase activity; ATP binding; polysaccharide binding. Bases 2061 to 4307 code for a protein of 748 amino acids. The transcript is spliced from 3 exons. The record is from RefSeq and is a predicted model, not a curated record. Gene Ontology annotation, biological process: cell surface receptor signaling pathway; protein phosphorylation.
GCGUCACUUUGAGAAAGAAAACGAAGUUUUUUGCGGCCUUCAUCAGUUUGAAGUCUUCAAUAUACGGUAAAUCCCUAAUUUUUUUUCUUCUCUUUCUCUUUAUUGAAUCGAUACUUUUGUUUAAUUUGUGGAGAUAAUGUGUAAAUUUUGAAUUGCUUUCUUAAAUUCGAACCCUAAUUUUAACUAUUGAUUUACAUUUUACCAUAUUUGUUUUUUAAUUACUUUGUGAAUGUGGCGUAGUCUUUUCAAGUUGAAAAAUUGAUAUACUUAACCGCCAUAUUAGAUUAUGAUUUUUGGUAAUUAUACAAUGAUUUUAAUUGAAGUUCUUUGGGUUUUAUUGAAUAUGUAUUGGAUUAAACUGCAUUUUAGGGUUGUCAAUUGGAUUGCUUGUUGAAAAUUGUAAGUUAGUCCAAUUAUUUAUUGAAAAUUGAUAUCCAGUUUAUGUGAAUUUUUGAAGUAUUUGAGGGUAGCAAAAGAUCCGACCUUAGCUCAGUUGGUAGAGCGGAGGACUGUAGUUGAUCAGCAGAUUAAUCCUUAGGUUGCUGGUUCGAUUCCGGCUUUCGGAAUUAAUACUUGUGUUUAGGAUUAUUAGCUGGCUAUAUAAACCUUAAUUUUAGCGUAGUCGGAUUUGGGUAUUGCUAAAAAACAUGAGCAGUUGAGCAGACCUUGGUUCUGUUAUAAUGAUAUCAAUGAUAUUAAGUCAACCUUUUGCUCGUUUAGUCGUCUUUACUGCUGCAAAAUUUAAUAUCCUUCUCUUUUUGCAAGUUGGUAUUGUUUAUAGAUUACAGAAACAAUAAUUAGGGACAUGACAUCAACUUAUCUGCUGGAAUUAUCAACUUCUUAAUAUAGAAUAUAGAUUAAUGUUACCAGAUUGACGAAGACAUAAUAAUCUUUGAAAAGUCCAAGUCUUUGUCUGAUGAAUAGAAAAGCAGGUUACUCCUAUUAAUGAUUGAGAUACAGCAAGUAUCAAUCUCGUGAGUUUGUUUUAUACUUGUAACUUAGGGUUCACUUCAACUUAAUUUCAGUUCAGUUCAGCUCCUAAUUUCCUUAUCUCAUAAAAUAUUUAUUUCAGCUCAGUUCAGUCGAGCUAAGUUUAGUCUUAUGUUUGCGUUGCUGUGCUUAGAUUUUUUUCAGCAGCAUGUUACAAUGUUAGAACGAUUGCCCUCUCAUUCAGCUUGAGUGAAUACAAAUGGCUAACAGCUAAGCGUGUUGCAAAUGCUGGUUGUGUGGCUUGUUGUAGCUUUUAGUGAAGUCAUUGUCCCAUAUCCCAUGGUGGUUAUAGCGAUUUCUGCAUUUGAAGGUCAUGGGGUAUGUAGUAAAGGGAUAAUUUGUGAAAUUGGAUUUUUUUUCGGAAUGAUGGUAAAUAAUCAGUCCUUGUUAAAGCCAUUUUUAGAAUUAUAACUUUGGACACCUUCAGCAGCUUAGUUUUGACCCUUUUUUUUUCCUUUCUUAUUUAAUGCAAUACAUCACCUUUUCAACAGUUAUGUCCAUCUGCUAAAUUUGACAAGGGACAUGAGAAGCUGCCUGCUAAAUGAUCUGUGGCCCCUUUUCACAACUUUUUAUUUUUUAUUUUAUUUUGGUGUGUGAUUGUGGCCAACAUUUCUUGAUCAAUGUUGAAUUUUGUGGCUGAAAUAGUAGGUCAGUGUUAAUUAACUAUGGAAAAGCAAAUUAGCAAAAGUUAAUGUAUAGUAUAAUAUAUGGGAAUUUUCUAAGAAGAAAAGUCUUUUUUCCUGGGAUAACUUUGACUAUGUAAAUUGAUUAAAUCUUGUUGCUUCUUUUUUUCCCCCACAGUGGACAAUAUGCUAAAUUUACACAACUCCCUGUAUUAUUCAUAUGUAGUUGACAUGUCAUAGGGUCUUCUAUGUGACUUAAGUUUAUUAUAGAUUAUGUGGAUUGUAAAAAGACUUGAAAGUCAAAGAAGCAUGGCCUUGAUAGACAGUUUAAAGAUGCAUAGCCUGCCAUUAAAAUAUCCAGUCCACUUGAUUAUAGAGUAUGAGAUAGCUUAAGAUCAGUCUUAUUGUACUGCAUAUCAGAAAGGCUGAGAAAUAUUCCUAAAAAAAAUGUUAUGCCUGUUGUUGCUCCUGCUUCAGCUAGAAUCAUUCCUAUGGCUAGCUGCAGGCGGUAAUAUUUCUAUGCCUAAUUGUCCAGAUCACUGUGGUAAUGUCAAGAUUCCAUACCCUUUUGGAAUUGGGCCCAAUUGCUACCAUGACAAAUGGUACGAGAUAAUUUGUAAUAGUAAUAAUAAUUCUGUUCUUUCUCCAAAACCGUUUUUGCGCCAUUUCAAUCUUGAGGUGCUGGACAUUAAUUGGCCUGGAAGGUACUCCCCUCUAGGUAGACAAGUGAAUGAUCAGGAAGCAGAUGAUCAAAGACUUAUAGUAAAUCUCCUCCCUAAAAACUUUUGUGGAAGUAGCACAGCAGUAUUUCACGGAUUCGCUACUUCAGUAGUCAAAGGCGUCGACUUCAAUGGGAGUCCAUUCCGUUAUUCUAGGUGGUUCAAUGUUUUUAUGGUGGAGGGUUGUGGCGGAAGUGUUGUUUUGCAAAAAAGGGGUGGAGAAAUUAUGACUGGCUGUGCUUCAGUUUGUUCGAAUGAAGGUGUAAGCAUGAACAAAAGUAAUUGUUAUGGAGUUGGAUGUUGCCAAGCCUCUCUCUUGUCAUCUCCAACGGGUGACUACCUGAACAGGGAGGAGGGCUUAGAUUUUUAUCAGAUAGCUCUUGAUUACACGGGAUUUUCUAAUUUCAGCACCUGCAAUGUGUCAGCAGCCUUGAUUGAAAGUUACUCGGUGAAGAAGUUGUCUGGGAAACUAUCAAAUCUAAAAGCAUUCCCUGCGGUUUUAGAAUGGACUCCUAAAUACAUUAUGAUACCUCGAAAAAAGCCGUAUAUGAAUUAUGACAAUUUCAGUUGUAAUUAUGACAAUAAUAAUGCUGUAAGUUGUACAUGCGGUUUUCCCUAUGAGGGAAAUCCCUUUCUGCCGGACGGAUGUCAAGUUGUAACAGCAUGUCACAAGUGCAGGGAUCGUUGUGAUAUGGCCUUUUCUGAUGACAAAGGUUACUACACUAAUUAUUACUGUAAAAAAAAUCAUAAGUUAGAGCUGGCUUCCAUUCUUGCGUUUAGCAUAGGCUUGGGAUUAGUGCUUUUGGUCCUAGGUUGCUACUGGCUCUAUAAAUUCGUAAAGAAGAGAAAAGAGAUGAAACUUAAAGCUAAAUACUUCAAGAUUAAUGGUGGUUUGCUAUUGCAACAGCAAAUGUCUUCCACUGAUGGUGUUGUUGAGAACACUAAAAUUUUUGCUGCAACUGAGCUGGAGAAAGCCACUGACGGUUUCAGUGAAAGCAGAAUACUUGGCCAAGGAGGCCAAGGUACGGUCUAUAAAGGUAUGUUACUGGAUGGAAGAAUUGUGGCCAUAAAGAAAUCUAAAAAGGUAGAUGAGAGCCAAUUGGAACAGUUUAUUAAUGAAGUGGUUAUCCUUUCUCAAAUCAAUCACCGGAAUGUGGUAAAAUUGAUAGGCUGCUGUUUGGAGACUGAGGUUCCUUUGCUUGUCUAUGAGUUCGUCUACAAUGGAACGCUAUAUCAGCAUUUACAUAAUGAUACUGAAGAUUUUCAUGUCUCUUGGAAAAUGCGCUUGCAAAUUGCAGCAGAAUCAGCUGGUGCUCUAGCAUACCUGCAUUCAUCUUCAUCUGCUCCUAUUUAUCACAGAGACAUCAAAUCAUCCAAUAUACUUUUGGAUGAAAAAUUCAGAGCAAAGGUUUCAGAUUUUGGGACUUCAAGAGCUAUUACCAUUGAGCAAACUCAUGUGACUACCUGUGUUCUAGGCACAUAUGGUUAUUUGGACCCAGAGUACUUUCAAUCAAAUCAGUUUACUGAGAAAAGUGAUGUAUACAGCUUUGGUGUAGUCCUGGUUGAGCUUAUCACUGGUAAGAAACCAAUUUGCCCAACCAAAGAGGGAGGAUGGAUUAGCUUGGCUGUUGAAUUUCUUUCCUAUAUGGAAAGUUCUAGUCUAUCUGAUAUUCUGGACGCUCGAGUUGUAGAUGAGGGUAAGGAAGAGGAGUUUGUGGUUGUUGCUAACCUUGCAAGACAGUGCCUAGAAAUGAAAGGGAAGCAACGACCUACUAUGAAAGAAAUUGCAGUUUUACUAGAUGGUAUCAGGUCACACCACCCCCCUAAUUUCAGGGAACCAAUUCCACCAGGAAGCAAGCAUGUGGUUACAGAAAUGGUUAGCACACAUAGCGGUCCUUUCAGUGUAGAAAUGCUCUCUUCAGAUGACGGUCCUUCCAAUUCCAUGGAAGUCCAACCACUUAUGGUCAACAUCUGACAAUUGUACGGUACUUUCUGAAGACUUCUGCUGUAGUAAUUAAUUAUACAAAAUUGUUUACUAAACUGGAAGUUUGUUAGAUACUGUGUUUACCUUCUUGUAUUGGGAGCUAGCUUCUCAACCACUUAUCUAAUUGUAUAAUUAUUGUGCUGCUUAAGAAGCAAAUAAUUUGCUUUACCCCUUCUGUUUGAAGGAAGCUUAAUUGUAGUCAUGGUUUUGUUAUACAAACCGGUUUUAUUUCAUGAACACCAUAGAAGUGAACUUAGCUUA